Fusarium mangiferae is the source of this 978-nucleotide messenger RNA. RefSeq lists its product as uncharacterized. NCBI's taxonomy places the organism in Eukaryota, Fungi, Ascomycota, Sordariomycetes, Hypocreales, Nectriaceae. The transcript has 2 exons. The record is from RefSeq and is a predicted model, not a curated record. Bases 1 to 978 code for a protein of 325 amino acids.
AUGAAGUUCUUCCUCCCCAUUCUUCUCGCAGCUCCCGCUGUCAUGGGCCGAGCCUGCAAGGUCCGACACUCGCACUCUUCUGCGGUUGAGCCCGUCCACACUCAGUACCCUGUUCCCGAGCCUGUCAUCUCCCAGGCCCCUCAGGUUGUUAGCCAGAAGUCUUCUCCCGUCGAGGUCAAGACUGCUGCUUCCAAGCCCAAGACUACCAAGUCCAAGACUACCAAGCCGAAGAAGGUCUCUAAGCCCAAGGCCUCUAAGCCCAAGACUACCAAGCCCAGCACCACCAAGCCCAGCACCACCAAGCCCAGCACCACCAAGACAUCUACUCCUAGUACCGGCUCCGGCUCCGGCUCUGGCUCCAAAUCUACACCUAUCGGUAACGGUGCCUCCGUCUCUGGAUCUUCUACCUUCUACGGUGGAAACCUCGCUGGUGGAAACUGCAUGUUCUCAACCUACACCCUCCCCUCUGAUAUCCUCGGAACUGCUUUCUCUGGCCAGAAGUGGGACAACGCCGCCAACUGCGGUGCUUGUAUCGAAGUCACCGGUCCUUCAGGCACCAUCAAGGCCAUGAUCGUCGACAAGUGCCCCGAAUGUGACCCCGGCCAUCUCGAUCUCUUCCCCGACGCCUUCAAAGCCGUCGGCGGCACAGACGGCAUCGUCAAGACCUCGUACAAGUUCGUCGAGUGCGGCAUCUCCACUCCGCUCGUGCUCCAUAACAAGGAGGGCACUUCCGCCAACUGGUUCUCUAUCCAGGUCGUCAACGCCAACGAGCCCGUCAAGAGCGUGCAGGUCUCCACUGACGGCGGUAGCACCUGGAAGAGCACUGAACGCAAGGACUACAACUUCUUCGAGAACCCUGCUGGCUUUGGCAAGACUUCUGUUGAUGUCAAGGUUACUAGCAGCACAGGAAAGAGUGUUGUCGUUAAGAAUGUUGGCGUUACUGCUGGGGCUCAGUACAAGGCUAGCUCUAACUUUUAA